This is a messenger RNA of Drosophila bipectinata, 1002 nucleotides long. Its product is annotated as protein KTI12 homolog. The record is from RefSeq and is a predicted model, not a curated record. NCBI's taxonomy places the organism in Eukaryota, Metazoa, Arthropoda, Insecta, Diptera, Drosophilidae. Gene Ontology annotation, biological process: tRNA wobble uridine modification.
CACUGCUGCUGCUGCUGGUCCAGCGUGGUCCCCGCUAUUUAUUUACUUUUGUUUAUUUAUUAAAAUUCAUCUGCAAAAGCCAUGCCUAUUGUUGUGAUAACGGGUCUGCCGGCCAGCGGAAAGUCCACUCGAGCCCGCCAGCUUCGUGACCACUUCGAGGAGAAGGGCAAACGUGUUCACCUGAUCACCGAAAACGAAGCGGUCCCCAAGGCACUCUUUGAAAAGAACUCGCACGCCGGGGAUUCGCAAAAGGAGAAGGUGGUGCGAAGUGAUUUAAAGUCCGAGGCUUCACGAAACCUCAACAAAGACGAUCUGGUCAUCCUGGAUGCUGGCAAUUAUAUAAAAGGCUAUCGCUAUGAAAUCUAUUGCAUGACAAAAGCAGCUAGGACCAACCAAUGCACUCUGUUUUGCUGCAUUCCCCAAGAGCAGGCCUGGGAAUUUAAUAGCAAACGUACGGCGACGGAUGAACUGCCUCCGGAAGCCGAAACACCGGAGCAGCCGGUGAACAAUUCGGAUGUGCCUUACACCCGUGAGAUCUUUGAUGCCCUGUGCAUGAGGUACGAGGAGCCGCAGAGCAACAAUCGUUGGGACAGUCCCCUGGUGGUGGCCCUGCCGGAGGAUACCCUGGAUGUGGAGGCCAUCUACAAAUCACUGUACGAGACUCGUCCCCUUCCGCCCAAUCAGAGCACGCAGAAUCCACCUCUGGGAGCCACCAACUACCUGUUCGAGCUGGACAACAUUAUGCAGUCGAUAAUCAAGGAAAUACUGGGCGCGGUCAAGAUCAAGGCCUUCGGCCAGCUACGCAUCCCGGGAAGCUCUAGCCCCGUGAAGGUCACCACCUCGAUGAAUGCCCUCCAGCUCAACCGGCUGCGACAGAAAUUCAUCACGAGCACCUGCCGGGCGAGUCAAACAGCACCCACGCCCCUGGAGCAGGUGCCUCAGCUUUUUGUCCAGUUCAUCAAUGCCAACACAAUUGGCUGUUAGGAGUUUGUGAUUUUUAAA